Messenger RNA from Hippoglossus stenolepis (Pacific halibut), 1449 nucleotides. Its product is annotated as zinc finger MYM-type protein 4-like. The transcript is spliced from 4 exons. The record is from RefSeq and is a predicted model, not a curated record. NCBI's taxonomy places the organism in Eukaryota, Metazoa, Chordata, Actinopteri, Pleuronectiformes, Pleuronectidae. Bases 228 to 770 code for a protein of 180 amino acids.
AGCAUCGUCCAUGCGGGGGGAGGGGUUUAACCGGUGGUAGCGGACAGGGGGCGGAGGCUCCGUCUCUUCUGACCGACUCUGCUGCGCUGUCUCCGGCUUCUCGACUCUUCACUGACCCGGUGAAAGUUCCUCCUCCGCUGCAGACAUGGCUCCCAGCGCGCAGCUGAAGGAGGCGAUGGCCGACAUGCACAAGGGUCUGUCUGCAGGUUCUGUUGGAGAACGAUCGCAUGGAGAACAUAUUCAGUGACGUGAUCUACAGCCAGUUCACCACCGAGUUCACCAAGAUCCUCCAACGUCUCAGACCCUCGGUCACAGCCGCUGGUUACGUCCAGUUGGGGGCGUACCCCACCAUCGUCCUCCUCAACACCCUGCUCUUCUUCUGCUGCGAGGACUUUGGCUUCACCACGGUGGAGCAGCACCGCCAGCUGUCCUUCACCCAGCUCACCUGCUGCACCAGAACCAACCUGAACCACACCCGGACCACUUCCCUGCGCUUCUGCCGCCCAUAUCCACGGCUGAAGCUCCUCCAGACGGAGUUCCCGCUACAAAACGUCCAGGCGGCUGCUGGACGUUCUGACGAGACCCCCACGGAGACUCCUGUUCCAGUAAGACCGGGUGAUUGGGUAAGGGUCAAAGUUCACAAGAGAAAGUGGCCCGACCCUAGGUGGACAGGACCUUGGGAGGUAACAGAGUGUACCUCACAUGCGAUCCGAGUAAAAGGAAAAAACAGGAGCAAUUUGGCACCACCUCACACAUUGUGUACCCGCUGACCCACCUUCUCGGUCUUUACGAGAAGUAGCCACUGAUUUGGCCGACUCCUCCUCAAAAUCUUAAAGUAAUACGUUGACCACAAAAGGAGGGUCUAUCUGUAUGUCUUGUCUUGAUUAUUUCCAAAUAUAAGCUUGUAUACUCUACUUUAAACUCAGCUACGCACCUCUGAGUUCCAUAUGAGCAGAGAGAAACACGCACAUAAUGUAAAUGACGAUGGAGAUAGCAGGACUUCACCCCUGUGGGUGAGGCCAUCAAUGUUUGUUUUUUCCUACCUGAGACAAAUCCCUACUGCUUUCCAUGAUUUCUGUUACAAGUGUGAUUUCUAGUAAUCAGACAGUGAAUUCUUAUAAUUCUAAUAAAUGUGUUUCCGUUGCUUUAACUCCAUAGAUAAUUAAGACAUUCUAAAUGAUUUACAGGACUGUUGACUUUUUUUGUGACGAAUUCUAUAUAAUACUUUGUAAUUAAUUCAAAUAUUGAAUUCCCAGUUUAACUUUAUGUUUGAGCACAUCUUUUGUUAAAUCAAUUUUAGUGCUCCUAUUUGAUAAGAUUAUUAAACUGUUCUUAUCCCAAGGUUGCGAAGGUAAAAAGUUCAGUUAGUAAUUGUCCCAAUAAUUUUGUAAUUGUACAAUAUGAAUGUUUUGUACUUUAACAAUUCAAUUAGAGAAGCAGUUUACUGAG